Messenger RNA from Diuraphis noxia (Russian wheat aphid), 2375 nucleotides. RefSeq names its product GATOR complex protein mio (gene mio). Lineage: Eukaryota; Metazoa; Arthropoda; Insecta; Hemiptera; Aphididae. Gene Ontology annotation, cellular component: cytoplasm. The record is from RefSeq and is a predicted model, not a curated record. Gene Ontology annotation, biological process: cellular response to amino acid starvation; positive regulation of TORC1 signaling. Gene Ontology annotation, molecular function: protein binding.
UAUUAAUACAGAGACUAAUUUUUUUUUGAAACAUCGAAGGUCCUGUAUAGUCUACUAUUAAUUUAUAUUAUUAAAUAUAAGCGUUUUACUUGUAAUUUGAUGAUAAGCAUACAUCGAACUGAAAUCUUGUCAUUAUGUUUGUCUCUCGGGGAGAUAUACCAAAACUGGAAGUUCAGUGGUCUCCAGUACAUAAAAAUAAAUUUAUUACUUGGGGUCCUGACAUUCGAAUGUACGAAGUAAUAAACACCACCAUUUCUGAAGGUUCUAAAAGUAGUGACACUCCAAAAGGUUUAGUUUUGUCUUCUAAUACAGCAGCUAAUUUGUUAGCAACAAGUACAAACCACCGUUAUGUUAAGUGCAUUGAUAUAUAUCCAAAACCAGAGUCUGAAAUUAUGCUGGCUAUUGGACAUGCUAAUGGCAAAGUGACUUUUUGUACAUUUGGUUUAGCAACCGUGAAUAAUACGUUAGCUGGACUUGAAUUAGGACCAAAUUCACGCUUUUCUCGUCAAUGUAAUGCAAUAUCAUGGAAUCCAGUUAAUUAUAAUUUAUUAGCUUGUGGUUUGGAUAGACACCGUUCUGAUCAAUGUGUUCAAAUAUGGGAUGUAGAAAAAAGUCCUUUGAUUAAUGCUGAAUUAUCGCCAGGAAAACCAUUCUUUGAUUAUGGAACGGGAGAAACUGCUCAUUCUUUAGCUUGGUUUAAUUCAUCUCCUCAUGUUUUAGCUGUUAGUUGCAAUACUAAAAACAUUCGUUGCAUUGAUAUCAGAGAUGCAUCUAAAUCAAUAAAUGUAACUCAAACUAGAGCAGUGUAUGGUAUUAAUAUAGCAGUGUAUAACAAUAACCAUAUUGUUUCAUAUUGUGAUAAUAGUAUAGUUUUGUGGGACUCAAGGCAUUUAGAAAAACCAGUUGUAACUUUAACACAGAGUAAAAGCGUUUCUAAAGUUCAAUGGUGUCCGACAAGGCAUAAUUUAUUAGGGUCUUUACAAAAAGACACUAUGGCUAUAAGCUUACAUGAUAUGCAACAAAGCAUGGAUGAAGCUGAACCUUCUGCUUUAGAGAGAACUGUACAUCCUGGACAAGGCAACAUACAUUUAGCUUCAUUUUCAUGGCAUCCAACUCAUGAAAAUAGAUUACUAGCUAUUUCUCAAACUGGUGUUUUAAAUGAUUAUUUUGUAUUUGAGAGGAUGACUUUGAAUUGGUCCACUAAAUCAAAUAUAGCUUGGACAUAUGGGCAGCACAACCUUAAAUAUAUAAGUGAUAAAGAUUUAGUUUAUUCUUCAUUUGAAGAUAUAUCAACUAUUAUUAAAAUGCGUGCGUUUUCACAAUAUGGCAUUAAAGACUUUGCAGAGAAUGCUAAACUUGUAGAUGAUCCUAUCAUAAAAAACGUAUGGAAUUGGUUGGAUUUAAAUAGAAAAGUAACUAGGGCUGGUAUUGUACCUACAACUCCAAAUGUACCAUUUCCAGGAAUAAAAACUGUUCUUGGCUUAGAUUCUGGAUCUUCUAUGCCUAAAUCGGAACUAAAGCAUGUUCAAUGGGUUGAUAUCCAGGGCACAGUAAAAACUUAUCGGAGUUUAGCCAGGGAUAAUGCAUUAUUUUUAUGUGACUGGGGAUUUGAUCGUAACAAUGCAUUACAUAUAUCUGCUCUGUUAAGAAAAUUAGAAAAUGAAAAUGCUCAUACUAGAGCAGCUUCUAUAGCAAUUUUUAAUUUAAGAAUGCGUGAUGCUAUUGAAACAUUGAAUAAAGGUGCAAAUCAACAACCCAAUUUAAGCAUGAUUGCAAUGGCUUUAUCAGGUAUAACUUUGUUUAAAUGUACAUUUAUGUUGUUUAAAUUUAUCAUUAGUUACCGAGAUAUGUUAAACCAAUGGAGAAUGUGGCACAUACGAGCCAAAUUUGAUAUAGCCCUUAAAGCAGUAAAACCUCCACCCCAAAAUGUUUUUUUAUCUUGCAAUUACUGUGGAAAAAAUAUCUGUCCAGCAGCUGAUGAAAAGGAGAAAGAAAGUGAAAAGGAAACAAAAGUUCUAAGAGUAAAAGAACAAACAGAGAACGGAUCAAAUAAUUUCAAAUUUACAUCAUGCCCCAAUUGUCAAAGUCCGCUGCCUCGGUGUGCGUUAUGUCUUGCACAUUUAGGCACUGCCAGUGCCAAAGUACCAUUAAGAAAAACAUCUGGCAAACAAUUAACAUCUAACAAUGCAUAUGUGAUGACUGGGCAAAGUGCUAAUAGUUUUUCAUAUUGGUUUUCAUGGUGUCCUACAUGUAAUCACGGAGGUCAUUCUAAUCAUAUCAGUGACUGGUUUAAGAAUCACUUGGAAUGUCCAGUCGCUGAUUGUGUUUGUCGAUGUUAUUCUUUGGAUUCAACAAGUCGCUAUUGCUCUGUAUAG